UCUACGCAGUGUGGCGCCCGCUUCGUUACGUUGCUCCGUGCUAACACAUCUCCUUUGUUGUGAUUGACCGUUCAGCGGUUGUGAUUCUGCUGUAAUAACUUCUAUUCAGAAAGUCGCUCUUGAGAUAACUUACAGGAUGAGUGGCGGAGUGUACGGAGGCGAUGAGGUGGGAGCGUUGGUGUUCGACAUUGGCUCAUACUCUGUAAGAGCUGGCUACGCAGGAGAAGACUGUCCCAAGGCGGACUUUCCCACAGUGAUAGGUGUGACCCUUGACCGAGAGGAUGGCAGCACGCCCAUGGAGACGGACGGUGACAAGGGCAAGCAGAGUGGCACCACCUACUACAUUGAUACCAACCAGCUGAGGGUACCCAGGGAAAACAUGGAGGUCAUGUCUCCGCUCAAGAAUGGCAUGAUUGAGGACUGGGACAGUUUCCAGGCCAUUUUGGAUCACACCUACAAGAUGCACUUCAAGUCUGAACCCAGCUUGCAUCCAGUGCUUAUGUCAGAGGCAUCGUGGAACACACGAGCGAAACGAGAGAAACUAACAGAGCUGAUGUUUGAACAUUACAACAUUCCUGCCUUCUUCCUCUGCAAAUCUGCUGUGCUGUCUGCCUUUGCGAAUGGACGGUCUACAGGCUUGGUUCUGGACAGCGGAGCCACACACACCACAGCAAUUCCAGUGCAUGAUGGCUACGUCCUGCAGCAAGGAAUCGUCAAAUCGCCCCUGGCUGGAGACUUCAUGAGCAUGCAGUGUAGGGAGCUUUUUCAAGAAUUAAGUGUUGAAAUAAUCCCCCCUUACAUGAUUGCAUCAAAGGUAAGAUAUGAUUCAGUGCGGGAGGGAUCCCCAGCCAGCUGGAAGAAGAAGGAGAAACUACCUCAAGUCACCCGCUCAUGGCACAACUACAUGUGUAACUGUGUGAUCCAGGACUUCCAGGCAUCUGUGCUGCAGGUGUCAGACUCGCCAUAUGAUGAACAGGUUGCUGCACAGAUGCCCACAGUGCACUAUGAGCUGCCCAACGGCUACAACUGUGACUUUGGGGCUGAGAGGCUGAAGAUCCCAGAGGGGCUGUUUGACCCCUCGAACGCCAAGGGCCUGUCUGGAAAUACCAUGUUGGGAGUUGGCCAUGUGGUGACAACCAGCGUGGGAAUGUGUGACAUCGACAUCCGGCCGGGUCUGUAUGGCAGUGUGGUGGUGACUGGAGGAAACACACUCAUUCAGGGCUUCACAGACCGACUGAACAGAGAACUCUCCCAGAAAACCCCUCCGAGCAUGAGGCUGAAGCUGAUAGCCAACAACACUACAGUGGAGCGCCGGUUCAGUGCCUGGAUAGGAGGCUCCAUCCUGGCAUCACUCGGAACCUUCCAGCAGAUGUGGAUCUCCAAACAGGAGUACGAAGAGGGAGGAAAGCAGUGCGUGGACAGAAAGUGCCCUUGAUUUUGACAACCAAUCAUAACCCUCCUUGUCACAAGCUCAUCAUGAGUCAUUCACCUCUGACCCUGGACUCAGGAACACCUCUGGAUGAUCGCUCUUGUCUUGUAUGAUUUUGUUUUUAAAAAUAACUGAGUUUGUCCAUAUUCUGCCUGUCUGAUUUUCACAAUAAAUCACAGACAGUCAUAAACACCUACAAAAUAAACUGGUUUGCCUUAUCUUUAGGAUUGGUGUUUUGCAGAAACUUUGCAACUUUAAAAACUCAGUUUUCUGGAAUUGACAAAAGCUUGACCUUGCUACCUAUUGCCCAUGUCUUUGUCUCCACUUUAGAGUCUGACAUGGUCUGUGGGACAUUAAAUAUCAGCAUGUUGGUCCUACACUGGCACUGGGGGGAAAAACAAUGUGAGAAAUGCAAUUUGUUGUCCAAAGUUUCUGCAAAAUACUGAUGAGGCAAAAUUUGGGUGUGUGUAUUAAGAACAACCUUACAGUUUGGGGUGAAUGUCUUUGUCCAUACGCCGUUCUCUCUUUCUUUGUGUAGUAAGCUCAUCUUAGGCAAAGGCCAGUCAGUUCUCGCCUGUGCUUGAGUGUGAGUGUCAACUCAAAUCUGUAUUUAAUUUUCACUUUGCUUGUCACUGGCUACAUAUUGUCUUUUAAGAAUAAAGUCCUUUUUUGUUAAA
Messenger RNA from Morone saxatilis (striped sea-bass), 2106 nucleotides. RefSeq names its product actin-like 6A (gene actl6a). Gene Ontology annotation, molecular function: chromatin binding. The transcript is spliced from 14 exons. The coding region runs from base 137 to 1435 and encodes 432 amino acids. Gene Ontology annotation, cellular component: NuA4 histone acetyltransferase complex; SWI/SNF complex. The record is from RefSeq and is a predicted model, not a curated record. Gene Ontology annotation, biological process: regulation of transcription by RNA polymerase II; nervous system development. Lineage: Eukaryota; Metazoa; Chordata; Actinopteri; Moronidae.